Molecule: messenger RNA, 288 nt
Organism: Ostertagia ostertagi
Lineage: Eukaryota; Metazoa; Nematoda; Chromadorea; Rhabditida; Trichostrongylidae
Source: the annotation of a GenBank genome assembly
AUGCUCAUAUUUGUCUCUGAGUCCGACCUCGGAACGCUUAGGAAGCAGGGAACGAUGCAGGGAAUUUACUCUUUCGGUGGAAGCAUCGCCCAGUGCAUGGCCCCUAUUCUAACAACGUAUUUGUUCGAGUAUUCCGGCUACAAAUACGUGAUCGUCACGCAGAUAUGUACACUGGGUCUGGCACAUGUGUUGAUCAUUGCUUUCUAUCAUCGCCUAGUUCCGUUAAAAAUGAAGCCAGUACCGGGCAAAGCUGCAAAAUACAAAGAUGGUGUAUUCUAUGCAAUGUGA